GCAGCCGCAGCCGCGCGGGUCCGCGCCUGUGAUGUUUGCGGUCGUAAUGAUUAUUUUCAAACAAAGUGCAUGGACAAAGUCAUAAUUUUAUCAUCUCCUGUGAUAUUUAUGUGUAUAGUGCGGUGCUUAAAUUGAGUAUGUUUCGAUCGAAAUAGCCAUAAAAUCAAAGCCAUAACCAUGUUAAGUUUCCGUGUAAAUAGUGAAUCGCGAGCGCCGGUUUCUCUCUUUCGAAGUUGAGAAAAGUCAUGGUGUACAUACUAAUUUUUAUCACGAAAAUGCAGAACUGCAAACUUCACGAAACGCCGUUUUGGACCUGGACUUGAUUAAGUUAUAUUAUCACUGCAAGUGUCCCACGAAUGCAUGUGUUCAUGGCUCAAUCCCUCUCCCACGAAUAUUGUGGGAAUGGAAUCUAGAAUUAAAAAUGCCUGAGUAAAUAAAAGCCUGAUUAAGAAUGCAAGCCAAGAAGCGAUAUUUAUUAGUUCUUCUAUCAAUUGCAUUUCUAGCGUACUGGUCCUUUGGAGGCUACAGAUUAAAAAGCGACAACUCCAGUGCUGAAAUGAUGAAAGAACUACCAUCAUAUUUAGAUUCAUGGGCAGAUCAAAUUUUUGACAAAGAUCUCAAACUAUCUCCCUUAACCAAGAAGACGAGCGGCAUGUCUUUUGUUGGUCCUCAUAGUAAUAUUGUCAAUCAAAAAUGUAGGAUGGAAACUUGUUUUGACUACACUAAGUGCCAGACUGAUUUUAAAGUUUAUGUGUACCCAACGGCUGAAUCGUCGUUUGGAGAAAUGGUUUUGUCUCCUAGUCCAAGUUAUCAGAAGUUAAUAGACGUAAUUGUUGAAUCUAGAUACUUUACCGCAAAUCCAGGUGAAGCCUGCUUGUUUAUCUUAGCAAUUGAUACGUUAGACCGCGAUCCAUUAUCUCCUGAUUACGUACGAAAUGUGCCAUCUCGCCUUCAACGUUUAAAAUUGUGGAAUGGCGGUAGAAACCAUGUAAUAUUCAACCUCUACUCUGGCUCCUGGCCGAAUUACAAUGAAGAGGACCUCGGAUUCGACUCGGGAGAAGCCAUUCUUGCUAAAGCCAGCAUGUCUGUGUCCAGUUUUCGCCUUGGAUUUGACGUCUCCAUCCCGUUGUUUCCUAAAAAACAUCCAGAGAGAGGUGGUGAACCAGGAUUUGGCUCAGCAACCAAUUUCCCUGUUGUGAAAAAAUACUUGUUAGCAUUCAAAGGAAAACGGUAUGUUUAUGGUAUUGGGUCAGAAGCAAGAAAUUCCCUUUAUCACCUUCACAAUGAGCGUGAUGUAGUAAUGGUCACGACUUGUCGACACGGUCAGUCUUGGAAAGAAUACAAAGAUGAACGCUGCGACGCAGACAACUCGGAUUAUGAUCGAUACGACUACGAGGUCCUUCUGCUCAACUCAACGUUUUGUCUCGUGCCACGUGGGCGCCGUUUGGGCUCUUUCAGGUUUCUAGAGGUUCUUCAAGCUGGCUGUAUACCGGUACUUUUAUCCAAUGGAUGGGUCCUACCAUUUGAUGAAGUUAUCGACUGGAAUAAAGCUGUUGUUUUGGCUGAUGAGAGGUUGCUCUUACAAGUUCCAGAACUGGUUCAUUCAAUACCACCCACGAAGAUAUUUGCCUUGCGUCAACAAACACAGAUUCUCUGGGAAAGAUACUUUUCCUCCAUAGAAAAAAUCGUUUUUACAACAUUAGAGAUCAUCCGUGAAAGAAUUCCAGGUCAACGAGCUCGAGAAGGUUUAAUAUGGAACACUGCGCCAGGAGCACUGGUUAUUCAACCAACUUUUUCAGAUGCCCUCUCCUCAUUUCCAUUCUACCUUCAUUACAUAAAUAUUGGUUUUGAAAAGCGGUUUACAGCAGUCAUCUAUUCACAACUUUCAUCCCUGCUUACACCCACCACUCCCUUAUAUCGGCUGAUAAAGAAUGUUGCUCAUAGCAAAUAUGUGGCCAGAGUGGUAAUCGUUUGGUGCAGUGAAAAACCACCUCCAACUUACACGCGAUGGCCAACCCUCCCAUCUCAUGUGCCUUUAUCAAUAGUCCAUGAAGUUUCAAUUUCUCACAGGUUCCGUCCUUUAGAAUUAGUCACAACACCAGCUGUUUUAUCUCUAGAUGAUGAUGCCAUUCUUCUGACAGAAGAAGUAGAUUUUGCUUUCAACGUUUGGCUUAGUUUUCCCGACCGUAUCGUUGGAUAUCCAGCCAGAUCUCACUAUUGGGAUGAUACCAAGGCAAGCUGGGGAUAUACCUCAAAGUGGACUAAUGACUAUUCCAUCAUUUUAACGGGUGCUGCUUUUUAUCAUCGUUAUUACCAUUUCCUUUACUCAGAAUGGUUGAGUCCACUCCUUUUGAAGACUGUCGAGCAAUCAGCAAACUGCGAAGAUAUUCUCAUUAAUUUUCUAGUCAGUCAUGUCACUCGCAGACCUCCAAUUAAAGUUACUCAAAGGAAGCAUUACAAGGAUCAACCAAGAUCCCCGUGGAAUGAUCCUGAUCAUUUUCUUCAGCGGCAAACCUGCUUAAAUACUUUUGCUGCUGUUUUUGGUUACAUGCCUUUGGUACGUUCUAACAUGCGUUUUGAUCCAGUGCUCUUCAAAGAUCCUGUAUCGAAUCUGCGGAAAAAGUAUCGUCAGAUUGAGAGGGUUGGUAGCUAGCACUAAGGCACCGUGAGCCACAUAAACAGUGUCAAUGCAUCAUGGCAAUGAAUCUGUUUACUAAAUAUUAUAAUUUAUUUACAAAACAGUGUCCAUGCAUCUUGUCAAUGCAUCUGUUCUCUUAAUUUCAUGGCUUGUCAAGAAUUUAAGCAAACAUCUCUACUUGGGACUUCGCAUUGCAUUCUUGGAUUAAAGUAAAAUACUGUAAAGCGGUGAUAUUAUGUGGAAGAGAACAGCGAACUCCAAAAUGAACCAACAAUAGCCUCUGUAAGUAACUGUGGUCAUAGUGUGUAUACUGUGAUCUUGGUUACCUGUAAUUCUACCUACUUCAUCCUACCAAACUCUUAUCGUCACCAUCUGGCCAAAGUAUCUCAAGCGCCAUUUAUGUUCAGAUGCUAUGUUGCCGGAAAUCCUAAAACCAUUUUAAUAUUCUCUUUAAAAAUUCUGCACAUACUUUUAUGUAAACUCGAGUGUUUAAUCUUAAUGACAAAAGAAAUAGGAAGCAAAAUUUCAAGUGACACUGUUUAAUAGUUUUUCCUAAACAAAUUGGACAAGUUUUGAGACGUUUGGCAAUAUUCAACCAAAGCAAAUACGGUACUUGUGAUACUUUGGUGAGGAGGAGUCAAAUGAAAUACUUGAUUGGGUUCAACAGAAAUAAUGAUAGGGAAAGAGUAGACAGCAUUACAAAAACCAAUACCCAGAAUAAGUAGUCCAAAUGAAUAGAACUCUCUAUUCUUUCUUCUCUAACCUGUUUGAUAGACCCUCACGGCUUAAAUGUUUUGGACUCUAUUUGCAAAGGGUCUAUAAAAUAGACACUUCAAUUUUCUAUCUACGUAUUAUUACUGUCCACUCGUACUUCCAUAUUGCUGUGAUAUUUCAACUUUUACGCAUCAUUUUUAGCCUCUAUCCGUUCUGGCUAGUUUUUAGUUUUAUCUCCCAGGUAUUGAUCGUUGUCUUAAACUUGAAUUCCUCAUUGCCAAGUUGCUUGACAAUUUUUACCAUAUGACUUGUACUAUUUAAUUCCAUUAGUCACCAAAUUUCAUUUUAUUUUUAUUUUAAUCAAAGACUGAUACAUUUAUCAAUAAUUUUACCUCAUUAAUUCAUGCCAUAAUAUGUAGUUAUUUCUUUUUAGUGAUAUUUCUCGAUUUUCUUUCUUAUUGUAAUAAUAAGAUAAUGGGAAACUUUAGCUUAACUGAUUCUGAGGAAGACUAAAGUAAAUUUUAGCAACUCUCACUAUCAGCUGAACUCACUUUUCCCUUGCUCUACUGUACACCUAAGUUAAGUUGUGGAAUAAUUGACGGUACCCUCUCCCAGUCGCCAGCAUAAUUUAGAUUCUAAGUUACAUGUGAUUGUCUAUAGAAAGAGGUCCCUUUUCUUAAAUAGAGCCUGUUUACUAAAUUGUAAUAUGGUUUGCAUUCCUGGGCGAAAAUGAAGAAGAAUACCGACAACUCUUACCAUACUGUUUUCCGUCUUAACCUCAAAUUUUAAGUCUUCAUCCUAGUUUGAGAAAAAUGGCUCUCCUGAAAAAUGUGGCUCUGCACACUGAGGUCUCAUUCUGGUCUCAUACACGGUCACAUAUACCUAUACUUACAUCUCUCUUUUUUAUAAUUUUUUUCUGUAGAAUUGACACUUUUUAUAUGAAUGCAAGGGUCAUAACAAGAAGGAAAAUUUAAACGUUUCAACGUUUUUUGUUACUCUCAUGCAGUAGACAAUUUUUUUCUUAUUUCGUAAACUCCUGUGUAAAAUUGGAACUAAUCGAAACCAUCAAAUUUUUUCCUUCUGAGAAAGCAUUGUUUAAGAAGUUACCUGUAGUUUAACCAUCUAUCACCUCUUGAAAUUUGCAUCAUGAUAGAUAAUUAUCAUCGCACGUCCUCAACAGAAUUAUGG
This is a messenger RNA of Bemisia tabaci, 4540 nucleotides long. It is a transcript of the gene ttv, whose product is annotated as exostosin glycosyltransferase 1 ttv. Gene Ontology annotation, cellular component: membrane. Gene Ontology annotation, molecular function: glycosyltransferase activity. Lineage: Eukaryota; Metazoa; Arthropoda; Insecta; Hemiptera; Aleyrodidae. The record is from RefSeq and is a predicted model, not a curated record.